AUGAAUCCCUUCCUCUCCGUCCCCAUAAUCGCGGCCCUCCUUCACCGCGCGUGGUCUCGCAAGUCCCUGACUCCGCUCGGCCUCGCCGCUGCAGCUCUCACAGCUGUCGCCCACGCCUUGAAUCCCUGGUCACUCCCGUUGUUCCUGCUUCUUGUCUUCUACGUCGGCGGUACUAAAGCGACGAAGGUGAAACAUGACAUCAAGGCCCAGCUUACGCUCUCAGCGACCGGUUCCCACGGCGGCGAAGGCGCCCGCACCCACGUCCAGGUUUUCGCAAACUCGAUCGUCGCCAGCGUCCUCAGUCUCGUCCAUGCGUGGGUUCUAGCGAAUAACAAAUCGUUGGACGGUCCGACGGCGGAAUGUUUCUCAAACGGGCGCCAUACGGCGGAUCUACUUGUGGUUGGAAUUAUCGCGAACUACGCUGCGACGGCGGCUGAUACGUUCUCGUCCGAACUCGGGAUUCUCUCAAAAUCUCACCCGCGUCUCAUCAUCUCGCCUACGCUCCGGGUUGUUCCACCAGGUACAAAUGGUGGUGUGACAGGGACGGGUAUUCUCGCUGGCUCAUUGGGCGCUUUCACCAUCGGUCUUACAUCUGCUAUUCUUCUGCCGUUCUGCAGCUCCUUGCUCGACACUGUGCAAGACCGGGUACUCUGGGUCGUUGCGAUGACAGUGUGGGGAACGCUGGGGAGUAUCUUGGAUAGCGUGCUUGGCGGGUUACUCCAGGCUAGUGUCGUCGAUAGGCGGAGUGGGAAGAUUGUCGAGGGAACAGGAGGGCAAAAGGUCCUUAUUCAUCCGUUCUCGACUAAACCCGGAAACGCCAAGGACGUCCUCCCGCCUUCCGGCGGCGCGUCGGGUGCCCAACUCCGCAAUACAGAGGCCGCGGCUAACACCGCCGCGCUCAAGGGGACUAGGGCUACUCGGACAUCGGCGGGGGCAGACGCAGGCGAAGAGGACCACCAUGAAAGCCGCCGUGUGGAGAGCGGAGCGGACAUUUUGGAUAACAAUGCCGUGAACGUGUUGAUGGCGCUGACUAUGAGCGUCGGGGCAGUGGGAGUCGCCGGUUAUAUCUGGGAUUUACCGAUUUCUGAAAUCUUGGCUUAA
Messenger RNA from Aspergillus puulaauensis, 1101 nucleotides. Its product is annotated as DUF92 domain-containing protein. Gene Ontology annotation, cellular component: membrane. The transcript is spliced from 4 exons. Bases 1 to 1101 code for a protein of 366 amino acids. Lineage: Eukaryota; Fungi; Ascomycota; Eurotiomycetes; Eurotiales; Aspergillaceae. The record is from RefSeq and is a predicted model, not a curated record.